This is a messenger RNA of Misgurnus anguillicaudatus (oriental weatherfish), 2531 nucleotides long. It is a transcript of the gene ywhaba, whose product is annotated as tyrosine 3-monooxygenase/tryptophan 5-monooxygenase activation protein, beta polypeptide a. Lineage: Eukaryota; Metazoa; Chordata; Actinopteri; Cypriniformes; Cobitidae. The record is from RefSeq and is a predicted model, not a curated record.
UGGCUACUGGCGGGGGGGAGGGGUGGAGUUUAGAGGAAGCGGAAGUGUCAGCGCAAGCGGAAGUGGUACUGCCCUGAAUACCCCGAGCAGCGAAACGGAGGACAGCUUGAUACUCCCAUCGAUAAGAGAAACAAAUCAGGACUCGAAAUAUAUUUAAAUUUGAAUCAUGGACAAGAGCGACCUCGUGCAGAAGGCUAAGCUCGCGGAGCAGGCCGAGCGAUAUGACGACAUGGCCGCUUCCAUGAAGGCCGUCACAGAGGGCGGUGUUGAGCUUUCCAACGAAGAGCGAAACCUGCUCUCCGUGGCCUACAAGAACGUCGUGGGCGCUCGUCGUUCGAGUUGGCGUGUGAUCUCCAGUAUCGAGCAGAAAACAGAGGGUAAUGAGAAGAAACAGCAGAUGGCGCGCGAAUACCGCGAGAAGAUCGAGGCUGAGCUUCAGGAAAUUUGCAACGAUGUGCUGGGUCUCCUGGAGAAGUACCUCAUUCCCAAUGCUAGCCAGGCAGAAAGCAAAGUUUUCUACCUGAAAAUGAAGGGAGAUUACUACAGAUACCUGUCCGAGGUGGCAUCCGGAGAAUCCAAGAAAACCACAGUGGACAACUCUCAGAAGGCUUACCAGGAGGCGUUUGAAAUCAGCAAGAAGGAAAUGCAGCCAACACACCCCAUCAGGCUGGGUCUAGCUCUUAACUUUUCCGUCUUCUAUUAUGAAAUCCUCAACACCCCAGAGCAGGCCUGCAGUUUGGCAAAGACGGCUUUCGAUGAGGCGAUUGCUGAGCUGGACACUUUGAACGAGGACUCUUACAAAGACAGCACUCUGAUCAUGCAGUUACUAAGGGACAACCUCACUCUGUGGACAUCAGAAAACCAGGGUGACGAGGCCGAUGCCGGCGAGGGGGAUAACUAAACGCGUUGCACUUCACUGUUAAACCCACCUACACUCUUUAUCUUACACGUAUACAGCCCAUAAUUCCCUGCUCCAUCCACCUCACCUCUAUCCACCUUUCUGUAUGACGAGCAGCAUGAAUUGUACAUGAUCUACAAGUUUGUUCCCCUCAUAGAGGCCAUGAGAAACUGGGUGACUUUUGGUUUUCAAAGGCUGACUGUGUCUCGAACAUGUGUUGUGUAUUUGUUGGGAAACCCUCCUAAAAAAAAGAAAAGAAAAAAGAGGAAUAGCGAAACGUUUUUCUAUCCUUUUCCCCCUCCUAAUCCCUCCUCUAACAUUUUUAAAAGGUAUAUGUUCUCUCAUAAUCACAGAUUAUAAUGCAUUAUAGUGUCCCCGUCUCUUUUUCCUCUCCAAUAGUGUACUGGCCAUUGCUGGUUUUAUUCAAAGGUUAUUAAACGAUCCAUUAAUUUAACAAACACUGUGAUGUUUAGUUUUUCCUCCUGGACGGCGUAACGGAAAUCAGACGAGUAGCAGUACAAUUCUGUUGCGGUCUCAUACAGAAGGGAUGAAAGCAGCCUGUAUUGUGACACUGUAUUGUGACUUACAUGCAUUACAAUUACUGCUGUCACGUGCGUCGUUUUGUUUUGCGCACACGGCUAACAGCGAAAUUAAAGGGACCCUAGGUUUGCUUUUUCAUUUCUAUUCAGUUUUAAGUACGAGUGAAGCAUUCCAUCACUAUGUAACAUUAUGAUUAUAAAUCUUUCGUGAACAAACUGGAGAGUUUCCUAAUGUGCCGUCGCGAAGACGGUCGACAUAAAGGUGCUGUUUGACAUCAGUAAACGAUUUUCCUGCUUUGUUCAACAGUUUUCUGCGCAAGAAUCGCACCUCGGUUUAAUAAAGAUUGUAAAAGUUGUAAACAAUUGUAGAAGUUAAUAUAAAUUUGUCUUAAAACUUAAUGUUGUAAACCUGCUUGUAACGAAACACGCGUCACCUUUUUCUCUGUUCAUUUAUUUUCUUACGAACUCCCCUAUAGGAAGUCUCCAAGGAUGAUGCUCGAGUUUUCCCUUUCGAUUGACGUCAGUGUAAUUCGGAUAGGAGUUUGCAGAUUGGGAAUGAUUGUAAGUAUUGCGAAAAAUUGUCGUACGGUGAGGAUUUCAAAGGACCGAGAAUAUUUCUAGGGGUAGCUACUCACUCAGUGUCACAAUACCUUGUCACAUCACCAUAACAUUCCACAUAGGUGUAGAGCUCAUCUGUCUGACGCUAAAGACAAUGUUCAUGCACUGAAGUCGAAAUCUUUCCCCUUAGCUGAACAAAUGGCAGUUAUUCUACGCUUGAUAACAAAAAAUACAGUAGUGAAUGUGGAGCCGAGCCUGUCUGUAUAUCUGGUAUCUCCGAUUGCUUUGUUUUUACUGACCAGUAUUCUGCCUAAAGUUCGCUUCUGUGACGGUUUCAUUGCUUAGCGCGCACGUGGUUGUGAAAAUUUAGACUAGCUUAAGGAAAAAUGACAAAACGAGAAAAAAAAUACAACCUGGUUAUUGACGUAAUACUAGAUUUGUGUAUGUCUUUUAAAAACGGUUCUAGUUUCACCUUACAUGUUAUAAUCAGGAAAGUGUAAAAGACAAUUUAAAGUGAAAUAAAAGUUUUAUCAGUU